AUGAGGUCCCGGGUCCAGACUCUUUCCUUGGUCAGCAACUCCUGCUUAGAAGCUCCCCGCCCCGAAUGGAAUCUUGACCUGGCGCUAGGUCCCCCGCUGGGAGUGCCCGAGGCUUUCCUGAAGGCCCCAUGCCUUCAGGCCGCCAGGGUCCCAAGGUGCCUGUGGCGGCCCCUCGUCCGCCUGAGCCCUGAGAUCAGCGCGGCCCUCGGUGCUGCAGGGCCCCAGGGCGGCCAGGAAACACCUGCCCCAAGUCCAGGCCCGGCCCCACCGCAGUCCAGGACCCUAAUUCUCGAGUGUCUCUUCACGACCCUGACCCCGGAAGGGCGCUUCCUUGCGAACGAAUUUUUAACUCUGCGGACUGGGAUCCCUUCGCGGCCCCGCGGGGAGCGGAUCCCGGAAGCUAGGCCCAUAUCCGGCCGCGGCGCCUUGCGCGCGGGGUUGGCUGCCGGGAGGUCGACGCUAGUGCGGUGCCCCGCGCGGCGGAGGGGCCCGGGCCGCGGAAUCUGCGCACUGAGACGUCGGCGGAAGGCUAGAGGCCGUGCUCUCGCCACCGCAGAAGGCCACCACUCCUUGAGAAGGCCGGAGGGACAAAGCACCGGGCCUGCGCCGGGGGCAUUCAAGAAGGAAGCCAGGCCCGACCGGGGGGUGGCGCACGCUUCCCGAACCCCAGGCCCACGGCCCGGUUCCGCGCGGGCAGUUGGCGCCCCCUCGGGUCGGCACAGCAGACCUCUUAGUAAUGGUCCCCAGGGAGUACAGGGACUGAGAAACGGAAAUACUACCAUCCUCCAGCCAAUCUGUUGGGAGGACUGCUUGCAGAGGACUCGUGCUCCAGAUGUUGCACUAGAGGCGCUGCAAGUGUGAGCAGCAGGUAGAUGAAACUCAAGAGAAAAGGUGUGGAUAAAUGAAACUAGCCCAUGAUGAACCUGUUUUCUCCGUGACCACAAUAUUAACCAGGAUGAUGGCGGUGGCAGUGGGCCUGCAUCACAGGUUGCAGCAGAUGUUCUCAAUAUUUCUAUUAAAAUUUCCUUAUUUCCAUAUGCAAGAGGAGCCCCAGAGCUGCAUCCUUAUGGUAGCUACCAUGCCGUGAUGUAAGCUGCCAUUCACUGGGGAGCUUUGGCAAUAGAAUUGGCUAGAUCAGCAAGCCCAUGUCAACUAUGGAACAACAACUUGCAGCUCAUCUCUAUUGAUGAUACACUGCCUCUAGGACUGGGACAGAUAGCCACUGAGUACCUGCUUCAAAUCACCCUGCACGUUUUCUCUUUGGAAAGAUAAGCACUGGAGAACCAUCUCGUUACCUUCAGCAAAAAUGGAAACAAAUCAAGACAUUAAGAAUGCCACAGUGGACAGCAGUUAUGCAAGGUUCAGCAGAGGAAGUUUUCAAGAUGGUGUGCCUCACUAGCCAGAAAUCAGAAAAGAUCGAAGCUAGCCUUUUCAUCUCAGCUGCUCCUUAAAUCAGUGCAACCCCUCCAAAUUAAUGUGAAUUGAAACAUGCAUUGCUUUUCAACUUAAUUGAAUACUUACUAUAUGUGAACCACUGCACAAAAUAGGGGAAGAAGAUGUGGGAGACAAAGAUGUGGAGCCUGUCUUCAAUAAAUUUACAGUUAGUUUCAGGGUACAUUGUUUUUCUUCUGCUGUUAAUUAGGUGUAUCCCCAAGACAAUAAAUACAUGAAUGGAAAAGUA
Messenger RNA from Pan troglodytes (chimpanzee), 1681 nucleotides. RefSeq lists its product as uncharacterized. The record is from RefSeq and is a predicted model, not a curated record. NCBI's taxonomy places the organism in Eukaryota, Metazoa, Chordata, Mammalia, Primates, Hominidae. The transcript has 7 exons. Bases 1 to 861 code for a protein of 286 amino acids.